Molecule: messenger RNA, 2218 nt
Organism: Hydra vulgaris (swiftwater hydra)
Lineage: Eukaryota; Metazoa; Cnidaria; Hydrozoa; Anthoathecata; Hydridae
Product: BLOC-3 complex member HPS1
Biological process (GO): vesicle-mediated transport
Cellular component (GO): BLOC-3 complex
Molecular function (GO): guanyl-nucleotide exchange factor activity
Source: RefSeq, a predicted model, not a curated record
UCACGUGCUCCGUCUAAUCGAAGUAAAUAAAAUAGUUUAAGUAGAGAAAGAUUAAGGUUAAAGUAAUUUAAAUUCAGUUAAAAUUCAAUUAUCCAAUGAAGUCCCUUGCUGUUUUCAGUAGUUUUCCGGAUUUAUUAUACUUAUGGACUGAUGAAGGUUUCAGAGAACACCUUCAUAACACGUUUUUGAAAAGUAAGCUUGAUGUAGUAUAUGAUAUAAAUAGUUUUGCACAACAACUUUACAGUCCUUUAGUUACGUCUAAUAACUACAUGAAACAAUUUGAUAGUGGAUAUCGUAGAAUAACUUGUGAAAAUGGACUUUUGUUUGUGAUGAAACAAGUCACUGGUUUGUUUAUUAUUGCUAUAUGUGGCGAUGGGGAAGAAAGUGAGUUGUUACUGCAGAGGAAGAUUUCCACAUUUACUUAUCUUUUAAAUGCAUUUUACGGCCCUUGUAUAUCUGAACAACUUAAACCAUCAAAUGCUGAAUUGAUGAAAAAGACAUGGAAAUUUUGGGAUGGAUUACUCAAAACCUGGAAGAUUUUAUGUCAGCAAGAGCAUACAUUUCUUGUUGAAUCACUUGAAAUGCUUAAUGUUAAUCAGUAUAUAAGACAGUCAUCAAGUGAAUUGCUUUCUGAAGUUUGCCUGAGAGCCAAUCGUGAUGGAAACGUUACACAUUUAUUUCUUUUUGUAAAUAAUAAACUUCUUUCUACUUACUCUGGAAAAAGUGAAAAAGAGCUUCAUGCCAGUGAUGUUUUAACUUUGAUUUUGUAUGCUAAAUAUUAUUUUCGCUAUAGAGAUGAUACUUUAUUAUAUAGUAUUUAUCGUACACCCACUCAACUAAUUGAGAAUUAUGUUUCUCAAGUUGAAGAUAAAGAACUUUUCCAAACAAUAAACAAAUUUAAUGAUAUAGAUUUUAAUACAAAUUUUGAUAAGGAUGACUUACGUUUUUUUCCAGUCAGUAAUGAUGGAAAACAAUCAGAAGAUUCAAGUUUGGCACAACAGCUUUUAUUUUUACAAACAGAUUGUUACUAUUCACCUUACAGCGCACACUUCAUUUUGCUUGAUAAAAAGAUUGUAUUAGUUAUCUUAUCAAAGAGUUUGUUUUUUGAGUUAGCUCCCUUGGUGCAAUCUUUAUUAGAAAAGUUAUCUGUUAUUUUGGAAAACAAGGAUGAUGUAUCAAGCCUUUCUUUUGAAGAAUCCAACAAAUAUGUAGUCAAGAUAGCUAACCUUUUGAGUAAAUAUGUUCAGCAUCAACCAAAAUCAUUGAAGGAUUCAUUGCGCAAGUUUGUUACAAAAUGGAAACAUCUUGAAGAAGCUUUUAAUGAAUAUCUAAAUAACACAAAAGGAGAUUUAACAACAAAAAUGGAAACUGCAACUAAGGAGUUUAUUAAAUCUGCCAAAAUCCUUUUUUGGUAUCUUUUCGUUCAAAAUGAAACACAAGGAAAGCUAUCAAGAACAGAAGAUCAAGGUUUUGUUAUUAAUGCAAUCAAGGAUAUUGCAACUGGACAUUUAAAGACUUAUUUUGCAUACCUCAGCAGUAAAAGUACAAGAAACGUCAUUAUGGAAACAUAUCAAAAUGAGUUUCCUGGCCUUGUGCAUUUUAUCUAUACCAAUAGAGUAACAAAUUGUUUUAUUGCACCCACAAUUAAUAUUAAAACAGAUCCGAUAUUGAGUCAGCUACGUCGAUAUAUUAUCAUUAAACAGCGAAUAUGGGACUUUUGGCAAUAUGCUGAAACGAUGUUGACAAAAGGAUAUUCAUCCAUAAUGAUAAAUGAUGGAGAUUUUAGUUAUUCAUAUUUUAUUUGGUUUGAAGAUUUUGGUGGUAAUUGUUUGCAUUCCGAUAUAUCUUUGCGAGAUAUGAACAUAGACCAACCAACUGGAGUGCUUUCAGGUUCAUUUUACAGAAAUAUGAUCCAACAUCUUUUCCCGUCAAAAUCUUCUGAAAACGUGUAUUGUUAUGAACUUGUAUGCAUGUAUCUUGCUGGUGUCAGCAAUAAUUUUAUAUCUAACUCAUGUAAAGAACUUGUGAAAACUUUAAGAAAGACAAACCAAACAACUAGUUAUGGUUAUAUCUCUAGAAAUUGAUUUUUAGUCGAUACUUAAAUCUAUACUUAUUUAAAUCGAUACUCUGUCACAAGAAAUAUAUUGAAACAAUUUUAUUUUCUUAUUUGAUUUUGUAAUUAAAUUUGUUUUAUAAUAAACUUUAGAAUUGUAUAAAA